Messenger RNA from Puccinia graminis f. sp. tritici CRL 75-36-700-3, 471 nucleotides. RefSeq lists its product as uncharacterized. The record is from RefSeq and is a predicted model, not a curated record. Bases 91 to 471 code for a protein of 126 amino acids. The transcript has 2 exons. Lineage: Eukaryota; Fungi; Basidiomycota; Pucciniomycetes; Pucciniales; Pucciniaceae.
CACACAACUGCUAGUAUUCUGAAUGGCGAGCUUUGCCACAUCAACAUCUACAUUAAUCGGUUCUAUGUCCAAAGAUAUCAAUCCUGUAAGAUGUUCUUGCGCUUCAGCUGGCCUUUCCCUUGCUUGUUCGAGCGAAUUACCGAAAAGCCACACACGGCAGCUUGUGGAAAUCUCUUGACGCAAGCCGAGUCGAACGGCCUCAAAUUGCUUGUUCCGGUGACCGAAGACUUGGUCACUGACACCAAGCCUUUCAACCUAAAAUAUGUAGCUCACUCGGGUCUUCAUGCAGGAAGCCGGAGCCCCCUUCGCCUAGUCCGAAACCGCGCAAAGAAAGAUUUAACAGGGUUUAACAGGGCUUCUCCGCAUCAUCGGUCAGUUCUCAAUCCUUCAUCACGGAUCGAAUUUAACACUUUCAAAGGUAGAUCAUGUACACAGGCGACCAAGUUCGACCACAAUUUCCCCGCCAUUUGA